ACACUUGGACUACUCUUUUACAUCCCUACUUAAAACAUUUUUCAUUAUACACAGGGUUUCCAGUUUCCAACAGCUUUCAGCAUCCCCCACUAUAAAAAUGGUUCCAGUGCCCCUGCAGUAUGGGUGUGAGCAGUUGAAUUGUGGAGGGGGGCAUACAGUAUGGGGGUGACUGUAGAGCUAUGAAGGCAAGCAGUAUCCAUGGCAAUGGCAGAAGAAAUAAACUGACAAAAAUUGAUCUUUAGAAGACUGGAAAAAUCGUGGAGAUUUUGCUAUGGAUGCUGUAAAUGAAAACCAUUUUUAUCUAGACAAAGUGUGGGUUCAGUGUGAGAUUAGCAGUUGUUUGAAAUGGAGACUGCUAUCAAGUGAUGAUGCUGCACAAGUUGAUCACAGUGAGCCAUGGUAUUGCUAUAUGAAUACUGACCCAUGGUUUAAUAAUUGUUCUGUUUCUGAGGAAUAUUUUCCUGAAGAAUCUGAAUUUAAUAAAAAUGGAUUUAAGUAUGUCUACUCAGAACUUCCUGUAGGAAGUCUAGUUUUGGUGAAAAUGCAUAGUUGGCCAAGAUGGCCUGGCAUACUUUGUCCUGAUCCUCUUAACGGACAAUAUGUGACAUAUGAUUUGGAUGGAUAUGUUCAAAGCAAUCACAUAGAAUUCUUAGGUGAUCCCCAUUCCAGAGGUUGGGUUGCAGUAAAAUAUAUUAGCCAUUAUCCAAGCUCAAUUAAGCCAGAACAAUGCAAGAGAAAAAAGGAAUGGUAUAAAAGUGCAUUGGAAGAAGCAAACAAAUUACUUACCUUCUCUGCUCAGCAAAGACUUGAAAUGUGCCAUCUGUCAGAAAAUGGGACAGGGUUUUUAGAAGACAAAACAGAAGCCUGUAAUAAUAUGGUGGUAUCCAAGAGAAGAAUAAAAGCUCAGAAAAAUCAAGUUUUCAGGAAAAAUAGAAAUGGAAUUGGACAAAAUAGAAAGAAAAGUAUGCUAAGAUGCUCUCUUGAAACAAUGGUUUCAGAUGACUUCCUGUCAAAGGAAAAUCUAAUUGUCUCUGAGACAGAAGUUAUAUUAAAAGAUCUAGAACAAAUUCUCAGGUGUGUUGCAGACCCUUUUAAAACAGCUGGCGGGUCAUAUGGAAAUGCAGAGGGAAAAGAUAUAGGAGAAAAGGUAACUAAAUGCAGCACAGAGAGUACUGAAGGAAGCCCAAUGGAAAACUACACCAAAGAGGACUGUAUUAUUAUUGAUGGGAUAGCUUUCAGGGCUGGAGAGUGUAUUGAGAACAUAACUGACAAGUUUAAAGAAAUAGAUUCUUUAAUGGCUGAACUCAAAGAUAGCUUGUAGAACUUAAAAAAUAGAACCUUUCCCGUUUAGUCAUAGAUUCAUGUGUGAAUAAUUUACAUAGUUAUAAAGGUAAUUAUUUUAAUUGAAUGCUAAAAGUUACCUGAUAACAUUGCUAAACAAGUUAAAAUAUAUUUCCAAGUUGCUAGGAGAGAUUUUAAGUAAAUACCCAUUUAUAAUUUUGUUGCUAUUUACAUGGAAUAUUUUGUUAUGUUAAAUAGCUGAAAACUAGAUUUAAAAAUAA
Molecule: messenger RNA, 1562 nt
Organism: Pelodiscus sinensis (Chinese soft-shelled turtle)
Lineage: Eukaryota; Metazoa; Chordata; Testudines; Trionychidae
Source: RefSeq, a predicted model, not a curated record